Molecule: messenger RNA, 881 nt
Organism: Otolemur garnettii (small-eared galago)
Lineage: Eukaryota; Metazoa; Chordata; Mammalia; Primates; Galagidae
Gene: ATP6V0E1
Product: ATPase H+ transporting V0 subunit e1
Exons: 4
Coding region: 100-345 (81 amino acids)
Biological process (GO): proton transmembrane transport
Cellular component (GO): proton-transporting V-type ATPase, V0 domain
Molecular function (GO): proton-transporting ATPase activity, rotational mechanism
Source: RefSeq, a predicted model, not a curated record
GGGGCUUCGCGUACGCUGGUCACGCGGGCUGAUGUUGACACUUCCGGGUGGGACCAAAGUGAGGCGCAGGGGCUGUGGCUGGUGGCUUCCGCGGCAACCAUGGCGUAUCACGGCCUCACGGUGCCUCUUAUUGUGAUGAGCGUGUUCUGGGGUUUCGUCGGCUUCAUUGUGCCUUGGUUUAUCCCUAAGGGUCCUAAUCGGGGAGUCAUCAUCACCAUGUUGGUGACCUGUUCAGUUUGCUGUUAUCUCUUUUGGCUGAUUGCAAUUCUGGCCCAACUCAACCCUCUCUUUGGACCACAAUUGAAAAAUGAAACCAUCUGGUAUCUGAAGUAUCACUGGCCUUGAGGAAGAAGACAUGUUCCACAGUGCUCGGUCUUUGAGGUCAUGAGAAGAGAAUUCCUUCUAGAAGCAAAAUCACUUCCGAACCCAGAGUGUCUUCCUUGACUUGCCUUUGUUGGGCAUCAGCUGCCUUAAACAUUCACACCAUAUUUGAAUGUCUUAUUCUUCAAUGCAGUAUUUUUUUUUCCUUUACCUUUUUACACUUAAAUGAAUUACGUGCCUACUUAACCUGUACUGUGCUGACUCCACAAAAUGUGUAUUACUCUUCUGAAAUAGAAGAUGCUGUUCUUCUGAGAAGUAUGUUAUUUUCUCCUUGGAAUCUGCGGGUUUGAAGAUGAUAGCCCCUGUCUUCUUGCAGCAUUGGAAUCAACGAAGAGUUUGAAUACUGCUGCAAGACAAACAAGAUUCCAGUGGGGCUGUCAGUAGGAGAGCAUGUUCAGAGCGAAGAUCUAUCCCAAGGAAAUUAUACCAAAGUAUUUUCAGGAUGAAUUUCUUGUUUCUGCCAUCUUUUGGAAUAAAUUAUUUUUCUGCUUUCUAUGGAA